Fusarium pseudograminearum CS3096 is the source of this 1239-nucleotide messenger RNA. RefSeq lists its product as uncharacterized. The coding region runs from base 1 to 1239 and encodes 412 amino acids. The transcript has a single exon. The record is from RefSeq and is a predicted model, not a curated record. NCBI's taxonomy places the organism in Eukaryota, Fungi, Ascomycota, Sordariomycetes, Hypocreales, Nectriaceae.
AUGGCAUAUUAUCAUCAGCCCAGGCAACAUUCUCGUCCAUAUCGAUAUGACGAUGACUUUGUUGCUCCCGAUCCGGAGAGAACGCAUGACCCUUACGAUGACGCUCCACCCCGCAGAGUACGAAGAGAGCCAGCAACCGAUGCGUCGUCUGGCCCACCACCCCGACGUUAUAAGUCGGAAAGAGGCCGCCGCCCACGAAGCCCAGGAAGACCUGCCUAUCGCGAUGAAUCUAUAGCAGAUGACCGUCGGCCCGGGUCUCGCAAGCGUUCACACAGAUCUGAGCCUGAGCGUCGUGGUCACAGUGCAGGACCUGAUAGACGAUCACGAAACCUAAGUCCUCCACCGUUUGGACCGCCCCCAGAUUCGCCUCGUCGCAAGGCUCGAUCCUCGCGGCCAGAACGGGAGUCAUAUCGCCCUGAACGAGAACACCGUCAGUCCUCAAGAGAGCCAAGACCUGGAAGAGAGCACGACUUGCCUGUUCGAGAUAAGCGUGGAGGGCGUCCUGAAAGAGAUCCACGAUACGAGGACAACAAUACAUCAUCGUAUCCUUACAAUCGUGAUCCAUAUGCUCAAGGUCCACCUCAGCGUGGAUAUCCAGAUGAGUCUCGAGAAGCCCGCCGGACUCAAAAUAGGGACCCCGAUUCCGCGCAUCCUCCCCGUCGUCAUGGCAAGUCAGUACCACCAGCUGCUCGAUCAAGGUCACGAGGAAGGGCUGGCAGAAUGCGAUACUCAGAUUCUGAAUCAGAUACAGAAAAUGAUGAUUACAUAGCUGGUGCUGCAGGAGCAGGAGCUGCGGCCGCUGCCAGUCGACGACGUCCACGCUCCCAGGGAAGGGAACGGCGUGGACGAAAUCAUGAAAAAUCUCCAGAUCGUGGCCGUCCACCAGUUACCCAGAAAGCCCGCGGCGCCCCGUCUGGACGUCGUAGUUCUAUGCCGGCUUCUACAAAGAACAAGGCUGCUGCAUGGUGGCAGAACCCUCUCGUGCAGGCAGGCGCACGCACUGCUUUCACUGCUGGUGCCCAAGCAGCGAUGAAAUCUGGCAAAGAGUCUGGUCCUUGGCUAGGUCCCAAGGGAGCAAAGGUAGCCACUGCUGCUCUCGGUGCGGCCUUGGUGGAUGGGUUUAUGGGUCAGAAGCAUCCUGACAGUACAAGACAAAAGAUCAUGAGGGAGGGAGUUAACUUAGCAUCGGCGCAAACAGGAAGGGUCCCAGAGCGCCGUGGCCGUUCACGCCACAACUAG